CACGUGGGCAAUCAAAUCACACAUCGAAGAAAUCGGCCAGCAAUGUAGCAAAAAUCGCCAGCACAGAAAACAAAUGAUAAAAACAUUGGCCCCAGAUGGCUUUAGCCUCAGUAAUCAAGAGCAUGAUGAAAUAGAAAUAGCACUGUACCACCACUCUCUUCUCUAUUGUUCAGAGAAACACACUCACACACAUUCACAAAGAAAGAGAGAAGAAAGAAGAGAGAGCAGUUUUAGCUGGUUUAUUGUAGAAACAGUAGUGCAAACAACCAGCAUCCCCAUCUGACAUUCCUCCCUCCCCCAUAGCACUUCAAUUUCAAAAACGUUACAUAAUAUUUUGAACAGACCAAAGCUUGUUACGUACCGAGGGCGUGGCGUGGCGGUGGCGGAAGAAACAGAACAAAAUUUUUAAGAAGAGCAUCGCAAUAUUCAUUGCAUAGGCGGAGACGGGACACCUGACUGCAAACUUUGUUUUUGUCUUCUACUACUACACGGUGUUGUCAGUCAGUCAUUCAAAAGCAGGGGCGAGGGCAGGGCUUUUUUUCUCUGUCUCAUUUUUACUUGCAUCAAUCUUGUUUUUGGAGAAAAAGGAGAAAGAGAGAGAUGGGUCAGAAGAGGAGUGUCGCUGGCGACGCAAAGACGUCAAGAAGUCAUGAGGUUGGACUACUUAAGACCACUAAAUGUUUCAACAAUGGCUUGCCUCCUUGCAACCCCCAAGAAAAUAAAGAUGAUCUUUACACUGAACUGUGGCAUGCAUGUGCUGGUCCUCUUGUUUAUGUACCUCGAGCUGGUGACAAGGUUUUCUACUUCCCUCAGGGUCACAUGGAACAGGUUGCAGCGCUCAUGAAUGAAGAAGGUAAGAUGGAAAUGCCCAUCUACGAUUUACCUUACAAGAUCCUCUGCAAGGUUGUCCAUGUUGAGCUUAAGGCUGAAGCUGGAACUGAUGAGGUGUUUGCCCACAUAAUUUUGCUUCCAGUAGCAGAGGAAGAUGAGCUAAGCUCAAACAAAGAUGGAAAGUCCCUUCCCUUGCAUAGAAAAACUUGUGCACGAUCCUUUACCAAGAAACUUACUCCAUCUGACACAAAGACACAUGGUGGAUUCUCUGUUCCAAAGCGACACGCUGACCAGUGCCUUCCUCCUCUGGACAAGUCUCAGCAACCCCCAGUGCAGGAACUUCUUGCCAAAGACUUGCAUGGGUUUGAAUGGUGCUUUAAACAUAUCUAUAGGGGUCAACCAAAGAGGCAUUUAAUUACAAGUGGUUGGAGCACAUUUGUGUCUUCAAAAAGGCUCGUUGCUGGGGAUUCAUUUUUCUUCCUUCGAGGUGAAUCUGGACAACUUCGGGUUGGGGUCCGCCGAGCAAUGAAACUAGAGAACAAUUUGUCAGCAUAUGUCUUAUCUUCCCAUAGUAUGCAACUUGGCAUACUUUCCAGCGCUUCCCAUGCCAUUGCUACUGGAAGCGUGUUUAAAAUCUACUUCCAUCCUUGGACAAGUCCUGCUGAAUUUAUCAUUCCAUAUGAUCAAUACAUGAAGUCAGCUGAAAUUAAUUACUCUGCUGGGACAAGAUUCAGGAUGCUGUUUGAAGGACAAGAAUGCGCAGAACAGAGGAUUGAAAGAUUUGAGGGCACUGUUGUUGGUACUGAAGAUGUCGAUCGUAUUAGGUGGCCCCACUCAGAAUGGAGAAUUCUCAAGGUAAAAUGGGAUGCUGCUUCAGAGCCAUUUGUGCAUCAAGAACGUGUCUCUCCCUGGAACAUUGAGCCCAUAGAACCUAUAAGAAAGAAGCAUGCUUCUCUUUUACACCUACAAAAGAUGGCAUGCAUAGCAGACAAAUCACUUCCUAGGUUUGUUAUCUCAGUCAAGGAAGGAUUACUGCAUGGUUCAGAUGAGCAUGCAAAUGAAAGCCUCUUGGAGGUCUUGCAAGGUCAAGAAGAUAGGGACACAAGUGCUAAUCAAUUUGGUGCCUUUAAACCGCCAUCAGUACCACAUUUGACUUCUCCAAAUCCUGACUGGAACCGCUCAACAAUUGGACGAGACAAUCAAUUGCAAUUUUGGAUGCGUGGCCCAAUUUAUCCGUGUCCCAGUAAUACUGUAUCAUUUCCUGGCGGAAACAUAACAAGGUUGGAUAUUCCUAAUAGCCGGCACUCCACAUUUAACUCUUAUGGAGUCCAUGAUAAUGCUGUUGGAAGCAGAAGCUUGUCAGUUCCAAAUGUAUCUCACAAUUCUGGGUCUCAGAAAUGGAGAGGUUCUGAACUGAAGCAUGCAAAUGAAGUUCCACAUGCUGCACCGCACAGAUACAUGCUUUUUGGUGUCAAUUUAGUAAGUAAUUCACCGGAGCUCCCUUCAUCACAAGUUGCCACUACUGUUGAGAAUGAAAGUCACAAUUAUGUUCCCGUAACAUCACAGUCAAGUGUUUCAGAGCCAUCAAAGAGUACAUCAGGUGUUAAUUCAGAAAAACAAUGCAAGAACUGUUGCUCUGCCACUAUUCCGAGUCGCACAAAGGUGCUCAAAUAUGGAACUGUACCUGGAAGAUCUGUUGAUCUGACACAAUUCCACGGGUACAAUGAACUCAUUUGUGAGCUUGACCUUAUGUUUGACUUCCAAGGAAGUUUGAUUGAUGAGACCAGUGGGUGGUAUGUAGUGUACUGCGACAAUGAAGGGGACAUGAUGCAGAUCAAAGAUUGCCCGUGGCAGGAAUUCCAAUUGACAGUCCGAAGGAUUUUCAUCAGUCCUAAGGAAAACAUUGGCAAAUUGAAUCCACUAUCACCAAAUCCAUCGCCUUCAGGUUAACUGUUUACCAGGUCACUUUGUGCCUUGUGUUCAUGGGCUUCCAUUCGUAGAUUUGUGUGUGUGAAGAGAUGAGAAUGAGCUACAUCUUAAGAAUUACACGUGUUUGGCAUCAUGUUGAUGCAAAUAAAUCUGAAUGCAGUACUUAUGCUCUAAACUAGUUUUUUCUUUCCUUUUCUCUUUUAAUGAAUACUUGGAAAAGGAUCCGUAUGGCCAAACCCGACUAGUGUGGGAUAUGGCUUUGUUUGUACUGCUGCUGC
Molecule: messenger RNA, 3038 nt
Organism: Populus euphratica (Euphrates poplar)
Lineage: Eukaryota; Viridiplantae; Streptophyta; Magnoliopsida; Malpighiales; Salicaceae
Product: auxin response factor 4-like
Exons: 15
Coding region: 601-2781 (726 amino acids)
Biological process (GO): response to hormone; regulation of DNA-templated transcription
Cellular component (GO): nucleus
Molecular function (GO): DNA binding
Source: RefSeq, a predicted model, not a curated record